Macadamia integrifolia is the source of this 2502-nucleotide messenger RNA. Its product is annotated as cysteine-rich receptor-like protein kinase 42. The coding region runs from base 221 to 2149 and encodes 642 amino acids. The record is from RefSeq and is a predicted model, not a curated record. NCBI's taxonomy places the organism in Eukaryota, Viridiplantae, Streptophyta, Magnoliopsida, Proteales, Proteaceae. Gene Ontology annotation, biological process: protein phosphorylation. The transcript has 7 exons. Gene Ontology annotation, molecular function: protein kinase activity; ATP binding.
AUCUUCAAAAUUUCAAACAGACGUGUUCUUUCAUUCAAACUCAGAUAGGAACACGUAGCAGAGAUGGCGAUCAUGAUUUCAGAUUAUUUAAAAGAGAAAAAAGGAACACGUUCUAGAAUGUAAAGCUGAAGAACCCAGAAAGCCAACCCAGUCAUCCCUGGAACUUAUUCUAUUUCAGGGAACAAUACAGUUCUUGGUAAUCAUCUGCCAAUCUCCACAGAUGGUUUUAUUAAUCUUAUACUUCACUUUCUUCCUUGCCAUCUUCUCUUCUUCCUCUUCUGAUGACAGCUCCACCGUCAUAAUUCGUCGCGUCUGCAGCAAAACACAAGCUUCUGAUCCUCAAUCCUUCGACGUGAAUUUUGUAGAUUCCAUGGAAAUCAUCUAUCAAAAGAUUUCAGAAACGGGUUUCGGUGUCUCAGCUUCCGGGGACAAUGCCUCUGACCUUGUAUAUGGCCUUGGGCAAUGUUACAAUUACCUUUCUAACGUGGAUUGCAGGCUCUGUUAUGCUGAAAGCAGAGUGAAGCUUCCCCUGUGUCUUCCUGCAACUGUUGGCCGAGUCUACCUUGACGGCUGCUUCUUAAGCUAUAGCAAUUACAACUUUUCUCAAGACGUUAUUGAUAAUUCUGAUUCAUAUGUUUGUGGGUCAUCGAAGAAUGUAUCAGAUGAGAUACGAUUCAGUAAUUUAACAACUCAAUUGAUUCAGAAUUUGACAUCAGAGGCCUAUGAACAGGUCGAUUAUUAUAAACAGGGCAGUGUCUUUGUUUCUUCUGGUGUUUCAGCUUAUGGGAUUGCUCAGUGUUGGAGGUCAGUGAAUAAGAGUGGGUGCAAGGAUUGCUUGGAAAGCGCAAGGAAGAAUAUUGUUGGGUGUCUUCCUGGUUCAGAUGGAAAAGCUUUAAAUGUCGGCUGCUUUGUCAGGUAUUCAACGGAGCCGUUUUAUUUGAACGUUUCCUCGCAAAGUGGUUCCUCCUCUGUUGGGAAUCGUUUGAAGGUUGCAUUGGGAACAGUCUUUGCUGUGGUGGUUGUGAUAGGAGGAGCUAUUAUUUUCUGGGUAAAAAGAAGAUCUUUUAGUCGCUUUAAUGAUGCAGAUGGCUCUUCAGAAAUAAUCAGAUCAAUUUCAGAAUCUCAUCUGAGUUUUAAGUAUGAUGAUCUAAGGAAAGCUACCAAUGAAUUCGAUUUGGGAAAUAAGAUUGGCCAAGGGGGUUAUGGAACAGUUUUUAAGGGAAUUCUACCAGAUGGGAGGGAAAUUGCAGUUAAGAGGCUGUUCUUCAACACAAGACAAUGGGUAGAUCAGUUCUUCAAUGAAGUAAAUCUCAUCAGUGGGGUUCAACACAAAAACCUAGUCAAACUCCUCGGUUGCAGCAUUGAAGGUCCUGAGAGCCUAUUGGUUUAUGAGUACCUUUCCAACACUAGCCUGGACCGGUUCUUAUAUGAUGCAUUCAAGAAUAAGGUUUUGGACUGGGAUAAGAGAUUUGAUAUCAUCCUCGGCACGGCAGAGGGGUUAGCAUAUCUCCACGAAGCUUCCGAGAUUAGAAUAAUCCAUAGAGAUAUAAAGGCUAGUAAUAUACUUCUAGACGAGAGAUUAAGGCCCAAGAUUGCAGAUUUUGGUCUCGCAAGGUAUUUUGCUGAGGGUCAGAGUCAUCUCAGCACUGGCAUAGCUGGAACUCUUGGUUACAUGGCUCCUGAGUAUGUUGUCCAUGGGCAGCUAACAGAGAAGGCUGAUGUCUAUAGCUAUGGAGUACUCAUCCUUGAAGUGCUCACAGGCCGGAAAAACACCACUUCAAUGUCAUCAACUGUAGGCCACUACCUUAUGUCACAGGUAUGGGAUCACUAUACUUCAGAGACUCUCAUGGAGACAAUAGAUCCUGCUCUUCAAGGUCAGUGCUCGGAAGAACAGGUUGUAAAGGUGUUCACAAUAGGACUACUAUGCGCACAAGCGUCGCCUAGUCUUCGGCCAACAAUGAGGAAAGUGGUGGAAAUGCUAACCAAUAUGACUAGGGACCUCCCAGUCCCCACUCAACCUCCCUAUAUCAACGUUAAGGGAGUGGACGCCAUAAAUGAGGGAUCUGAAACUUCCUUCUUGAUAUCAUCAGCAUCAAGAAACCCUAUCUCAACGAACCAGAUGUCUCUGAGUAUUCUGCAGGGAAGAUGAUCCAUGGAGUCGAGUUCUACAAACAAAUCUCAGUGAAAUCAGUUGCAAUUUUGCUAUUUUUUCUCUCUUCUUUUUGCAGUAAAAUUAAGAAGUUGCCCAAAAGUUUACAUUUUACAUGAUUUUUACCUGGAAACAGAAGGAUCAUAAACCCGUCCACCCCACCCCCACCCAAAAAUAAAAAAAAAAAAAUCCCCCUUUUUCCAUUUUUCCCCCAAAGGAUUCAGGGUAUUUACAGUGAAAACCAUAGGGAGGCAGAUUUUUGUAAACACUAUACAGUAUAAUGUAAUAGAGUGAGGUUACAAGUAAGGAAAUAGAAACUGCCAACUUCGGAAUGCGAAGUUUAUUGAGUCCAA